Messenger RNA from Heterocephalus glaber (naked mole-rat), 852 nucleotides. NCBI's taxonomy places the organism in Eukaryota, Metazoa, Chordata, Mammalia, Rodentia, Bathyergidae. The record is from RefSeq and is a predicted model, not a curated record.
CGUCCUCUUUCCCGAGUAAAGUGCUUUGGAGCGGGAAAUAAGAUGCAGAGCCUCCUCAGAACUCAUCUUGGCCCUACCAGAUCUCCUCGUCCGCCAUUCUUCCCCACAGCCCAGAUGAAGAAAACAAGAACCUGCUUCGUUUCUUCCUUCGCUACUCCCACACGCCAGUGGCGAACAGCAGUUAAGCCACCGGUCGGCCACCAGCAGUUUGUUCCCUCACUGUUCCCCCUCACGUCCUCACCCCAACCCCUGCCGUCAUGUCUGGCUUUACAGCUGAUGACCUCGGCUUCUUACCCCUUCUUCUUGCUGCAUACACACAUCAAGCUGCUAGAAGCCCUUAUUCUAAGCCUGUCCUUUCCCUACCCAAACGUCAGUGGCUUCCGAAGUACAUUAUUAGCUGUACUCACCAUUCUGUGCAGUGGUCCUCCCGGACUUCUCCUCUAUGACUGCAGUUUGUGCCCUCUGACUCCUGUGCACAACCAACCACCUCCGGACUCAGCGCCUUCAACGCCUCCACCCUGUGGACCGACCUUCCAACACAUGGACCUGUGCUGGUACCCACACCACAGCGAUGGGUACAUCUUCUGCUUAAACAGAAGAAGCUUCCUUUUGAGAAGACAAUCCUGUCUGCUUUAUUUUAAUGUUUCAUGUCAAACUGCUUUUAAGGAGAAAAAAGCUACUGUCUAUCAAAUUUUAAACCUCCAAAUUCAUAGAACCCCUUGAAAUAUAUUAACAAAGCAUUGUCACAUAGCAGAUUUCUCAGAUUAGGUGUAAUUAACAUAUCAAUUAUUAUGUAAAUGAUGCCUCUGCCUUGCUAGAAAAAUAAAUUCUAGGACAAUUUAAUUCUUAAAU